This is a messenger RNA of Asparagus officinalis (garden asparagus), 714 nucleotides long. RefSeq lists its product as uncharacterized. The transcript has 3 exons. The coding region runs from base 3 to 248 and encodes 81 amino acids. Lineage: Eukaryota; Viridiplantae; Streptophyta; Magnoliopsida; Asparagales; Asparagaceae. The record is from RefSeq and is a predicted model, not a curated record.
AAAUGUUCUUGAAAUCCUGCGACCAGUCAAAUCACGAGGAUUAUAUUCAUAAGCUUAUAUCCUUAUCAGCAGCAGAAAGGAGUAGGCAUGCAUAUGAGUUAGAGAAAAGAGCAAUACAUCUUACACUGGAAGAAGGUAAGGAGUUGCAUAGAGUGAGGGUUUUGAAUGUGUUGAAUAAAGCUUCUCCAGAUCGACGUGCGUCAUUCCCUGCUCAGUUUCAAUCAUCUGUAGCCCGAGAGGAACGAUGAGGCCGUGAAGGCCGUUGAUAUAAUUCUGGGCUUUCAUAAGGGAGAAAACGAGAUUUUUGUGCAGUCAUGUGUUGUGGUUCAUGUAGUUGAGACCUGGAUUUUCAUUGUUGAAUGGUUCCAAGUUCAAAUGAGUCAGUUUUCAGGUCUGCCUUUUUGGCAAGGUGUAAAUUAUGAUCUAGUUGAGAGAAAUUUUCCACAAUAUAUGUGUUCUAUAGAAUAUUGUCUUUAGUGCCUUUUAUGGUGUAAAUCGGCUGCUAUCUAAGAAAAUUCACCUUUGAGGGCUUUCUAUAGACAAUCACACAGGAAGGAAGAAAAGAGCCUGCGACGCGUUUCAACGCCAGUUGUGAGUUCAUUGAUUCUGGGUGCUAGCUGUUUAUGUUGAUUCACCGUUAUAUCUGCACUCAUUAUCUCCAUUUGUACUAUUUUUUUUAAUUAUUUAUAUUGAUUUCGUAUAUUAUUUUCGGUA